Aspergillus ochraceoroseus IBT 24754 is the source of this 2763-nucleotide messenger RNA. RefSeq names its product putative C6 finger domain protein. Gene Ontology annotation, molecular function: zinc ion binding; DNA-binding transcription factor activity, RNA polymerase II-specific. NCBI's taxonomy places the organism in Eukaryota, Fungi, Ascomycota, Eurotiomycetes, Eurotiales, Aspergillaceae. Gene Ontology annotation, biological process: regulation of DNA-templated transcription. The transcript is spliced from 2 exons. The record is from RefSeq and is a predicted model, not a curated record. Bases 484 to 2556 code for a protein of 690 amino acids.
UUCUGCAACCCAUCUGGAUCCAACGAGUGAGGAGUCGACAUCUCAAAUCCUGUCCGAUCUCCUUCCUUGAUGAACCUUCUUUUGCAUUGACCCUUGAGAAAAUGAAAUGUACUGACCCUUGUGGCAUCUUUUUCCUUAGUUCUCUCGUCGGUUGCCCAUUUUUCCCUCUUCCGGUCCAGUCGCUCUCGGCUCUUGCGACUUGGAUUACCCUCAUCCCAUCCACCACCUUCGGUUAUCAAUCGUUUUAUUAAAACAAUCGCGGGUGAUCCAUCUAUCAACCGAACCUCUCUGGUCUCUCUGUUGCGGUAGGUUUGGAUGGAAUUUGCCCAUACCCUGCUGCUCCCGUUCUCCCUCUGCCUUCCACCCUCCCCACCCUCUCUUCGUCUCAGCCGUUUGUCCUUUCGCCCAGUCCGAACACUCCGUUGAUCCUAUAAAUCCAUGUAGCAACAGUGUGGUAGCACUGCCUCCUGGACCGUCAUCACCAUGCAGGCUGUCCAGUAUGAACAGCUUGUCUCUCCUGGGGGGUCGCCCACCUACACCGACCACCAUCCGCCCCAGGAGCCCUCCCCAACCAAAAAUCCAACCCCCAAAAACGUCGCUUUCGAGCUGUUGCUCGAUGAAAACUCCAAGGUCCGGGCUCGCAUCCCCAUGCGAGUCCAGAUCUAUCCUCACGAUACCACCGAUUCCAUCGUGACGACGGUCAAGAAUUUUUAUGGGAUCUACGAUGGCGCUGCCAGCGGCGUCAGUUUUGAGGAUGAUAAUGGUACCACCCUCAUUGCCAGAUAUGAGAAUCUAAGAAACAAUAUGACAGUCUAUGUGCGGGUUAUUCCCGUACAAGCAUACGCGGAGGGUUAUGGAGAUCGAUAUUAUGGUCCCAUCCCAGUAGAAAAUCGCAAGCGCCCAAGUCUUGGCGAGCCAUUUCAGAUGCCACCUACAAUGCAAGCUCCCCAACCCUCAGAGCACGGUCAACCACCCUCUCGACCAGCGUCCCGGGUCGCUAGAAAGCGCAGUACUUCCCCGUCUGGCAGAAGUCGGCGCAGCGCUUCGCAGCACAAACCGCUGUCUCGCUCAGGCUUCAAGAGUAGGGCUUCAAGCACCCAUGGCAGUCUCCACGACGAUGCCACAGCUGUCUACAGCGACAGCGAUGGUGGCUAUGGCUCUGUCUCGGGGGCGAAAAAGUCUCGAAGUGAGCAAUUCGCUAGCUCGGAUAUCAGCAUGGAUAAUAUUCUUCAAGACGGUCGCCGCAAGCGACCCAAGUUUGAAAGCUCGGAACUACCUUUGUUCGUCCCACCUCAGGUCCCUCUAACUACCUCGACUUCCUCUAUCUCCCCGCAACGUCGCUCCAUUGGUCAGGAAGGAGCCGGCUCACCUUUCGCUCGACCCAUGCACCGCCCAUAUAAUGCUUACCAACAACCCUUACCCUCCCCUCAAAGCUAUGGGCAUAGCGAACAUACAUAUGGCGUUAAUCCCACUAGAAAUGGCAUAUAUACUACACCAAUGGUUCCAGAGCAUGGGCAUCGCCUUCGCGACCGGACCACAGUCCAAUCAUCUGGACCGUUUUCGAACUCAGUUGGUCGAAACGGUGCGCCAGGGAUUCUUCCCACUCCAGACCCUACCAUUGCAAGCUGUAUUUCAGAUGAAGAUGUUGCGAUGCAAUUGAUUCGUCUUGGCGAUGCAUCGAAUUUCUCUCAUGGCCGUACGUCAGCCUCUACUCUUGACGAUGCUUUCAGUGGUGCUGCCGAUGCGGCAUCUUCAACUGGCGCAACUAGCGACGGGGAAGGCUUCAGUGAGGAUGACGAUGACCUCCCUGCUCGUCCUAGACAUAGACUGGAUUCGAGCCCUAUGCUCCCUCCAGGCACCACCAAGCGCACUCACAAGCGGCUGGAUGACAUUCUCCCAAGUUUUGACAGCUCCGAUGCAAGCUGCGACAGCCUUGAUCAUGAAUACCAUCAAGAAGACUUCGAUGAUGGUAUGGUCAAGAACGAGGUUGAUGACGAUUCCAUCCAUGAAUCUGCGCCAAAGCCCAAAAAGGCCAAGACUCGCGCUACGGGUGCAACCUCUACCAAGGUACGCAGUUCGAAGCCCGCGCCCUCACGCCAGAACAAAAGUACAAGUAAGAAUCCAUCCAAUGCCGUUGCGCGGAAGGUCAAGCCGACAGCAACUGCUGUCGUUCCAAAGGCAGUGGUGCCACCUCAGAUGGUGAGCCCCGCUCCUACCAGAAAGACCUCCACCUCUUCGGUCAAUACCCAGCACCCACUCGCUGCGGACGAGGAGGACUUAUCGACUAAACCGCGCUGCCAACGCUGUCGUAAGAGCAAGAAGGGCUGUGACCGACAGCGCCCCUGCGGACGAUGCAAAGAUGCCGGUAUUGGCAUUGAAGGCUGCAUCAGCGAAGACGAAGGGAAUGGCCGGAAAGGCCGCUAUGGUCGCCAUAUGGGAGUUCCCGUUAAGAAGACCCUCGAGGCUGUUCCUGUUGGAUCUGAAUCACACUCGAGUCUGCCUUCCAUUCCCAUGACCGCCUCGACAUUGGACAAGAACAAGAAGCGCAAGCGUUAAAUGGUUUCGCCUCUCUCUGGUUUUUAUUCAGCCGCCAUACCAUUUAUAAUAUUUUCUCUUUCUUCCUGCUCGCCGGAUCGAAGUACAAAAAUAAGAGAAUAAAUAAGAAGAAAAAAUGAAAAAAAGGACAAAAAAAAAAGAUUUAGGUUUCUGCAUUUUAAUAUGCUGAUUACUCCUAUCAUAGACCAUCAAAAAUCUUCAUCAAGC